AUGCUGGCGCGCUCGACGACGAAGCUGGUGUCGGUGCUGCAGCGGCCGCAGGGCGUCAAGCCGCUGCUGGCUCGCUCCUUCGCACACCGCGUCAACAUGGUGCUCAAGGAGGACGUGCCCAAGCUCGGCUUCCGCGGCGACGAGGUGUCCGUGAAGGCGGGCUACGCGCGUAACUUUCUGUACCCGGAGAAGCUGGCGGUGUAUGCCACGGACGCCAACCGCGAGAAGUACAAGGGGGACAAGGAGUCGGUGGACGAGUCGGAGCUGGAGAAGGAGCAUGAGCUGGAGGCCAUCAUCUACCGCCUCAGCAACGUCGAGGUGGUGUUCAAGCGCCACACGGCCAGCAAGGCCGACGUCAAGCUGCACAGCGAGGUGAACGCGCAGAACAUCUCGGACAUGCUGGAGAAGCAGCACGGCCUGAUCGUGGGCGUGGCCCGCAUCGACCUGCCCACGCCCAUCAAGACGCUGGGCGAGCACACGGUCAAGGUGCGUGUGGACGACGCGAUCGAGGAGGAGUACGCCGCGGGCGCCGUGGUGUCGGCCGCGGACGAGGAGAAGGAGGCUGCCGGCGAGGCUGAGGCUGACGAGGAGAAGAAGCAGAAGGUGGGCCCGUCCAAGAAGAAGUGGGUGAGCCUCGCCAUUGAGGUCGAGAGACGGUAG
This is a messenger RNA of Phytophthora sojae, 660 nucleotides long. RefSeq lists its product as hypothetical. The record is from RefSeq and is a predicted model, not a curated record. Gene Ontology annotation, molecular function: structural constituent of ribosome. Gene Ontology annotation, cellular component: ribosome; mitochondrion. The transcript is spliced from 2 exons. Bases 1 to 660 code for a protein of 219 amino acids. Lineage: Eukaryota; Oomycota; Peronosporomycetes; Peronosporales; Peronosporaceae. Gene Ontology annotation, biological process: translation.